UAGAAAGACUAAAAGAGUUUGAUACGUUUUAGUCUUUGUCCUGUCGACUAGAACUAUUACCGAUUGAUCACUCGCUGGCUCUUCCAAGGGUUUAUUUUCCUACCGACACAUGAUGUCAGUGUUGUUCGUUGAGGGCCAUGCUGACCAUACACCGUCCUGGAUUUUUGCGGUGUCAUCAGAAUCAAUGCCCACCUGUGUGGCCUGCCUGGUGUCGAUUCUGGAAGAUCCUGCCCUGAUACCUAUACAGAAGAAACCUGCAUUGGCCUCCCUCUCCAGUCUUUUGCAGCAGUCACCAGAGGCUGUCGACUGUCUACAGGGCAGCAUUGCAAUCACAUCUCACUGUUUACUUACUCUGAUGGAACUCCUGAAGUUAGACGAUCCUGUGUUUGUAACUCAGGUGUUAGAUGUUUGUGUGAAGGUCAUUGGAAAGGUUAAAUCAGAAGAUCUUGUCAGAUUGGUGUUGGAUCUCAUUCAAAAUGAGGUCACCACCAACAAAGACUGCAGGGCUUUGUGUCCUCUGUACCUAUUGCUGGGAAGACUUGUCCACAACUUCUCUUCAUUAGCUGUGCUGAUGGGUCAAGAAUUUGACUCCUUGUUGCAGCAGCUAUGUUCAAGUCUGACAUACCCAGAUGAGGACAUUGGGGCCUCUAUUGUGUACAUUUUUGUGUACUUGCUAGUUGGUGACUGGCCAACCAGGCUGUCCUCCUGCAUCCAUAGACAGAUCAUACAGGAGGUUGUGUGUCUCCUAAACACUGCCAAGACCCAGGGACUGCUUCUCAACUGUCUAGGCUUGUUGAAGAAGCUGGUAACUAAUGGCGACAGUGUGGACUUAUUGAUGAAUCUGAACAUGGAGGGUAUCACUCUUCUAGCAAUCCUCAAAAAGUUGUUGGUCAGCAAGAAAGAAGUCCAGCAAAUAUCCUCCAUACAGAUUCUCUCUGGCAUCCUGCAACUUCCACAAGGUCAUUCCUCAAAUUAUACUGUGGCCAUACUGCAAUCGGACCUCAUCGAGUUCCUGUUUGAGUGUCUCCACACACGUAACGUUGUCCAGACAAGACAUAUUUUCCAAUGUCUACAACCUCUGUGUCAACUGGAGCAGUUUUACACGAAAUGCCACUCUGUGUAUGGCAUAGAAUCUCUCCUUCGAUCACUAGAGACCCUAGCUGACAUGAAGAAUUAUCAACUGUCUGAAGAUGGGCUCAAGAUUCUGGCAACUAUCCUUACAAAACAGUCUAGCAAUGUGCCCUUGUUCAUCAAUUCUAAGAUGGUCCAGUUUUGCCUGUCAAUCAUCACUCGUGGACUCAAACAGCAGCAUCCUAUCGUCUUUUCAGCAUCCCUCUCUGUUCUCGUGACUAUCAUCAGGAAGGAUCACCUAUUGUUGCCUGUACCAUUUGAAGAGCUGGAGAAUGUGAUCAGACACUGCGGUAAAAUAUUUUGGAAUAGAUGUAAAAGUUUGGUGAUUACAGCUCGUCCCAGACCUAGUAAACCUGUGGGAAAGAGAGUGACGGAAGGACAGGGAGGAGGAGAAGGUGACAUCUACAUCUACUGUCAGACUUACCUCAAGUGUGCUAGGUUACUGAAGGCCUGCUCCAAUGACCCCCAAGCUUCAGUGUCGACAUUCAUGGCCCCUUGUGCUUCUGACAAUCAAAGAUCCUCAGUCCAAAAGUUCCAAGAUUUCCUACUGAACUCCAGUGCUGAAAAUUGCCUACCUUUGGUGAUGGAUAAACUGGAUGAGACUGAGGAUGGGGACUUGCUAGAAAGCCUGGCAGAGUUGAUAUGUUUGUUAUAUGAACUGGAUACCAGCUCCAUGUCUAGUGUGAUCCAUCGACUCUGCAUGAACGGCAUGCUGACUCGGAUACUGGAUAUUCAAACGCAACACAGUAUGACCGGAACAGCACAGAGUAGAGUAAGCAACUGUAUGCUGGUGAUGUGUCAAGUGCUACAUGACAGUGACAACCACUCUAUACAUCCUUUCCCUGCAUGGACUUUGGAAACAUUUGAGGGUGUGCACUACAGGCUACAAGAUCUACCUAGAAUCAUCUCUCAAGUUUCUCUGAAGGAGGAAACAAAGACUGUAUACCUGUUUCUUUUGUAUUAUGCUUUCAAAAAUGAUGAAAUGAUACUAUGUGGACCUGACUUACAGAUUGUUCUUGACAACAUCUGUUCCACAGAGAUAGGGUUGGAAGAGUUACCUCCCCUGACAAAGAAGCAUUUCAUUUUCCUUACAGCUAUAGGUUUCUGUCUGAGUGGUGAUUCUCAAAAUGAACAAGAGAAACAAAUAAUUACCAGCGUGUCCAAGUAUAUGACGGGGUGCCCGACAGAGACCUGGUAUACACAUCAUCUGGCUGUUCUACGUUGGACUUGUCAGCAACCGCAGCUCCGCAUAAAUUGUGCACACAAAGUGGUAGAGGCGUGGAUGGGACGACUAUGUGAUAUUUGGUCGUGGGAGGAUGGGGACCCAGGGGUGGCAGACUCCUGGCUAAGGGAUCAUCCCGAUGUCCUGUCCCUGUUACAGCUCUGUAGGGAGAAACAGCUGAUUGAUGUUCUACUGAAGCUGUUUCUCGCAUCAAAUGACGCAGUCAUCCGAGUUACACAGUUCAUCCUAAGUAGCUUUAUAGACCAGGUAACUGAUCCGGAUGAGAGGACAGAUUACCUGUUAUACCUAAGUGAACACACCGCUGACACUCUACAUCAAGUAUUCCUAGACAAGAGUCACCAUGAGGCUGGUCUUGAGGCAUUACUAGGUCUUCAACUGUACUGUAAACAGCACAUCCCUGACAAGUCUGUAUCUACUACUGACAUCAAGAUCCUUUAUCAUGUGACAAAAUUUGCUGGCUGUAACACACCAAUGCCUAUAUCACUACUACUUACCUGUGUUCAGUACAUACAAACCAGCAUUGAGGCAUCUGACACAGCAUCUUCUCUCAGAGUGUUAUCCUUGGUGACACAAAAUGAAGACAUGUUGGAUAGGCUGGAGAAGUUAUGUGACAACACACACCCGUCUCUCUGCUCAAUAGCCUUCAGAAUUGUGGUGGAAAUGAUACAUUACACCUCCAGCCUGCCACAUCAUCAGUGUGCCAGGCCAGUGAAAAUUAACUUAAUGCCGAUCAGCCAGUACCUGGGUACUGAUCACCCUGACCUCCUACUUGCUCGUCUCGACCUCCUGUGUGCCUUGUUCCAGCAGAAGUUCAGCAUUAGUGUGCUAACUCUGACCCGCACCCAGCGCUACCCUCCACACCCGGCAUGUCCCUUCACUUCCCAGGAGAUCCGCGAGGUCUAUCUCCAUCUCCAGCAACUUGUGCUACAGGAGUUUGCCCAGACAAAGACUUCCUCGAUCCAGUGUAUACAGGCCAUCUUGUGUUACCUCCACACUGUUGACCCUUGUCUAGAACAGCAUCUGAGAGCUCAACCAUGGAACUCCUUAAUGUUGGAAGUGGUUUUACAAACAUACAAGAGUGAUGAUCAGAAAAGUCUACACAGUACAAUAUCAUUGAUACACCAGGUGUUGUGUGGGCAUGAAACCUCCGCAAAACUGGUAUCUGAAAAGGGGCCACCCACACAGAUGAUGUCGUGCCUUGGGAUUUCUUCACAGAUGGUGUCUUUACUACUGGACUUUCUACUACAUCAGGACAUGAAAAACGUCACACCCACCAUCAGACAGGGUUUGCACGACCUUACAAAUAAGGUGAUGGAAGUUCUUCCUGAGGAUGUGCUGUCCAAACACAAGGAAGCUCUAAUGGCACUGCAUCAGUGUGAUGACCACAAACAUAAGAAGCAACAAAAUCCAGUAUGCUACUGACAUACUAGUAGUCGAGUGUAUCACAGAUAGCUAGGGCUAUCAUCUGGUGAUAAACAGAGUUGUAGACGAGACCCUGUGAGGGCUACUUUGUAAGACUGACCUGGAGAGGUGUCAAGAGAACAUCAAUUACACUGUGAGGACUACACAUCAAGCUAGACAUUUACGGAGAACGACACCACCACUUUGCAGACUACACAUUGAGCUAGAUGUUUCAAGAGAAUGACACCACCAUUGUCCAGACUAUAUAUUGAGCUAGUGGAUUAACUGCAGUAUCUAUCAGCUUUUGUAAAUACCUAUGUUAUUCCAUAUAAAUAAAAAGCUAAAAGACUUA
This is a messenger RNA of Pecten maximus, 4127 nucleotides long. RefSeq names its product meiosis inhibitor protein 1-like. Gene Ontology annotation, biological process: meiosis I. The record is from RefSeq and is a predicted model, not a curated record. Lineage: Eukaryota; Metazoa; Mollusca; Bivalvia; Pectinida; Pectinidae. The coding region runs from base 110 to 3796 and encodes 1228 amino acids. The transcript has 30 exons.